GCGGCGGCGGCGCUUCUCCGAGCUCCGGGUCCUGGGCUUGCCUCCGCGGGGAGAACGCGCUCUCCGCCCAGCCUAGCCGCGGCGCUCCGGACGCCUCCCACCGGUACCAUGCGCGGCCGCGAGGUCUCGCUCGUCCUGCUGGCACUGGUCCUCUGCCCGGCGCCCCGGGGAUCGGCCGCCCCGGUGACGGCUGGCAGAGCAGGCGCGCUGGCCAAGAUGUACACGCGCGGCAACCACUGGGCGGUCGGACACUUAAUGGGAAAAAAGAGUGUGGCAGAGUCCCCACAACUUCAUGAGGAGGAGAGCCUGAAGGAACAGCUGAGGGAGUACGUUCAGUGGGAAGAAGCGACAAGGAACUUGCUAAGCCUCCUACAAGCAAAGGUGGCCCAAGGCCACCAGCCGCCUCGAUGGGAGCCCCUGAGCAUUCACCAGCCUGCCUGGGAUUCCGAGGACGUCGGCAACUUCAAAGACGCAGGUUCUCAGCAUGAAGGAGGGAACCCCCAGCUGUACUGACAAUGACAAUAGCCGCCUCCCUCAAAGAAGCAAAACAAAACCCUUAAGGAACUGCGUUCUACGGGCAUCCAUUCU
Budorcas taxicolor (takin) is the source of this 588-nucleotide messenger RNA. It is a transcript of the gene GRP, whose product is annotated as gastrin releasing peptide. Gene Ontology annotation, molecular function: neuropeptide hormone activity. Lineage: Eukaryota; Metazoa; Chordata; Mammalia; Artiodactyla; Bovidae. Bases 109 to 513 code for a protein of 134 amino acids. The record is from RefSeq and is a predicted model, not a curated record. Gene Ontology annotation, biological process: neuropeptide signaling pathway. The transcript is spliced from 3 exons.